This is a messenger RNA of Drosophila busckii, 656 nucleotides long. RefSeq names its product CG4763. The coding region runs from base 160 to 627 and encodes 155 amino acids. Lineage: Eukaryota; Metazoa; Arthropoda; Insecta; Diptera; Drosophilidae. The record is from RefSeq and is a predicted model, not a curated record. The transcript is spliced from 2 exons.
UUUAAAUUUUAUUAAACAAUAAAACCUUUUUCUGCCUGCCAGCCAGCCAGCCAGCAGUUGGGUUUGCGUUGUGUCUUCAGCGAUAUCGCCUAGCACAUCUGUUUUGUAAGUCCACUUUAAAGCUUUAGCAGCCCACUCUGGUGUAAUGCAGUCAUAAACAUGGUCAUUAACGAAAUGGAUUUGGGCCAGCGCACUCGAUGCAUUUUCAUUACUGGCGCGUUAUUAAUCAUUGUCUGUCAAACGAAGUGCGAGCCGCAGCACCACCACAAUGUAAAUGGAAGUGCGCGCGCUGCAAUGAGCCCAAACAACUCCAGUCGCACACACAAUCAGACGCACAGGAUACUGCUGCUGACCGCCAUGGGCACAUUGGCUCUGUCUGCGAUGGGUUGUUUGGGCUGCUGCUGCUGUUGGUGCUGCCGCUCGUCGCGCCACAAGGCUGAUAGCCUGGACGCUUAUGCUCCGCGCUCGCAGAGCAUUGUGUGGCCACCAUUGCCAGAGGAGACGGCCUGUGUGCUGGAGGUGACCUUUCUACAUGCGCCCAAUGCUGUAGAUUGCAUUUGCCGAGCCUGCUGCCAAGCCAGAAAUAUAAUUCGGAUUGAAAAUUGGUUUAACUCUACCGAAUGUUGACAUGAAUUUAUAUGUAACACAUUUUAUUU